Cannabis sativa is the source of this 2950-nucleotide messenger RNA. RefSeq lists its product as uncharacterized. The coding region runs from base 194 to 2950 and encodes 918 amino acids. Gene Ontology annotation, molecular function: nucleic acid binding. The record is from RefSeq and is a predicted model, not a curated record. Gene Ontology annotation, biological process: DNA integration. The transcript has 6 exons. NCBI's taxonomy places the organism in Eukaryota, Viridiplantae, Streptophyta, Magnoliopsida, Rosales, Cannabaceae.
AUCAGUUGUCACAGGUCAGCUUUUUAUUAACAACUCGCUAUAUUCAGUGCUGUUUGAUUCUGGGGCUACACAUUCUUAUGUGGCGGCCAGAGUCUUUAGUAAAUUGGGUAGACCCUAUGAUAGAUAUGAAUCAGGGUUUGGAACCCUGUUACCUGGCGGAGAAUUGGUUAUCUCCAAUAGGUGGAUUAGGUCUAUGCCGAUCAGGAUAGAUAGUAGAGAGUUAAGUGCUGAUCUGAUAGAGAUGAGUUUAGUCGAAUUCGAUAUUAUUUUAGGAAUGGAUUUCCUAUCUAAAUAUUCGGCGAGCAUUGACUGUAAAAGGAAGAUGGUGGUCUUCCAACCGGAAAGUGAAGAACCGUUUGUAUUUGUUAGUUCAGUUCAGGGAUCUCGGAUCCCGAUGAUCUCGGCUAUGUCAGCGAGAGAAUUAUUGCACGGCGGUUGCUUAGGGUUUCUGGCCGUGGUGGUGGACACCACUCGGCCAGAUACCAUUCGGCCAGAAGACAUUAGAGUGGUUCGGGAAUUUUUGGAUGUUUUUCCCGAAGAACUUCCAGGGUUACCACCUCAGCGGGAGAUUGAUUUCGUGAUAGACUUCGCACCAGGGCUAACGGUGAAGAAUAAAUAUCCAUUACCUAGGAUCGAUGACCUGUUCGAUCAGCUUCAGGGGAAGACGGUCUUUUCUAAGAUUGAUCUCCGUUCGGGUUAUCAUCAGUUGAGAAUCCGAGAGGAGGACAUUCCAAAGACGGCCUUCCGCACUAGGUAUGGACAUUAUGAAUUUCUGGUUAUGUCAUUCGGACUAACCAAUGCUCCUGCAGCGUUCAUGGACCUGAUGAAUAGAGUAUUCAAGAAUUUCCUCGAUAUCUGUGUGAUUGUGUUUAUCGACGACAUCCUCGUGUACUCUCAAUCAGAAGUGCCCCUAACCGAGCUUACAAAGAAGAAUCAGCGGUUUAUCUGGUCAGAUAAAUGUGAAGCUAGUUUUCAGGAGCUGAAACAGAGGUUGAUUACUGCUCCAGUACUAGCUUUGCCUUCGGACAAGGAGAAGUUCGUAGUAUACUGUGACGCAUCCAAACAGGGUUUGGGGUGUGUAUUGAUGCAAGCCGAUUGGGUCAUCGCUUAUGCCUCCCGUCAGUUAAAGGAUUAUGAACAGCGAUACCCGACUCAUGAUCUGGAAUUGACUAAGAUGUACCAAGAUUUAAAACCGUACUUCUGGUGGAGCGGUAUGAAGAAGAAUUUGGUAGAAUUCGUAUCGAGAUGCCUCACUUGUCAGCAGAUUAAGGCUGAACAUCAGAGACCAGCAGGGUUGUUGCAGCCUCUAACCCUACCAGAAUGGAAAUGGGAGGAUAUUACGAUGGAUUUUGUGGUCGGGUUACCUAGGACCACAUGUUUAUUUGAUUCCAUAUGGGUAGUGGUGGAUCGAUUUACGAAAUCUGCUCAUUUUCUGCCGGUAAGAACAACAUUUUCAGUGGAUCAGUUGGCAGAACUGUAUGUCAGAGAGAUAGUGAGACUUCACGGAGUACCGAAGUCUAUAGUUUCGGACAGGGAUCCGAAGUUCACCUCCAAAUUUUGGCAAAGUUUGCAACGGGCAAUGGGUACAAGGCUGAAAUUCAGUACAGCAUUCCAUCCUCAGACAGAUGGUCAGUCCGAAAGGACAAUUCAGAUAUUGGAGGUCAUGUUGAGAGCCUGUGUUAUGGACUUUGAAGGCUCAUGGAAUAAGUAUCUACCGUUGACAGAAUUCUCUUACAACAACAGUUAUCAGAGUACGAUAGGGAUGGCUCCUUAUGAACUGUUGUACGAUAGGAAAUGUAGAUCCCCUAUCCACUGGGAUGAGACAGGGGAGAGGAAAUACCUAGGUCCUGAGUCAGUACAGCGGACCAAUGAGACAAUAGAGAAGAUAAAAGCUAGAAUGCUUGCCUCACAGAGCAGACCGAAGAGUUACGCAGAUCCGAAACGCAGAGAUGUUGAGUUCCAAGUAGGGGAACAUGUGUUUUUACGGGUAUCUCCGAUGAAGGGGAUUAAACGUUUCGGGAAAAGAGGCAAGUUAUGCCCUAGAUUUACAGGACCUUUCGAGAUCCUCGAGAAGAUAGGUCAAGUGGCAUAUCGGUUAGCAUUGCCUCCAGCCUUAUCAGCAAUUCACAACGUAUUUCAUGUCUCGAUGUUGAGAAAAUACGUUUCAGACCCCUCUCAUAUACUCAGUUAUGAGAGUCUUGAGCUACAGCCAGACAUGACUUAUGAGGAACAGCCAGUGCAGAUCCUGGAUAGAAAGGAUAAAGUCCUUCGGAAUAAGACCAUAGCAUUGGUCAAAGUUCUCUGGAGAAACAGCAAGGUGGAGGAAGCCACCUGGGAGCUAGAGUCAGAUAUGAGAACUCAAUAUCCAGAGUUAUUCAGGUUAGAUUUCGGGGACGAAAGAAAAUUGGGAGAAAAACCUCGUAAUGCUCCAAUGAAUACAGCUGUGCAUCUUACACGUGAUGGGAAACCAUUUGAAGAUCCUGAGAAAUAUCACAGAUUGGUUGGAAAGUUCAAUUAUCUAAUGGUGACUCGUCUAGAUAUUGCAUUCCCAGUUAGUGUCAUUAGUCAGUUUAUGUCUUCCCCAACAAUUCAUCAUUGGGCGGCACUAGAGCAAAUUUUAUGUUACUUGAAAGGAGCACCAGGACGAGGUAUAGUUUACAAGGACCAUGGACAUACCCGGAUUGAGUGUUUCUCUGAUGCAAAUUGGGCAGGCUCCAAGGUAGACAGACGAUCCACUUCAGGAUAUUGUGUAUUUGUUGGGGGCAAUCUGAUCUCUUGGAAGACUAAGAAACAAAAUAUUGUGUCUAGAUCUAGUGUUGAAUCAAAAUAUAGAGCUAUGGUACAAUCUGUAUGUGAGAUGCAAGUAAUCAAUGAUAACCAAAGAGAUCACAUGUUGGUCAUGCAAACCAGAUGCGAAAAAUCUGUAUUAUACAGAAAUAUAUCUCACUAA